Messenger RNA from Impatiens glandulifera, 2819 nucleotides. RefSeq names its product probable xyloglucan glycosyltransferase 12. The record is from RefSeq and is a predicted model, not a curated record. Lineage: Eukaryota; Viridiplantae; Streptophyta; Magnoliopsida; Ericales; Balsaminaceae. Gene Ontology annotation, cellular component: Golgi apparatus. The coding region runs from base 381 to 2534 and encodes 717 amino acids. The transcript is spliced from 5 exons. Gene Ontology annotation, molecular function: glycosyltransferase activity.
GAAUCAAGAUCAGACGUGUUGAGCUGUUAUCAUAAAUCCUCUUAAUAUUAUUCCCCCCUCCCUUUCUCUCUCUGGGCUACCUAUUUGUACCACUGUCAUACAUACUAUUACCUGUGAGCGAGCGGUGCUGAGAAAGAAAUCUCUUUUGUUUUCUGCAAGCUGGAAUUCAAUGGGGAAGUUCUUUUUUGAACUCAUCUUCUUCACCUAAUCAUCUUCUUCCCAAUGUCACUCUAUAUUCAAGACAAAUAUCUUCAUAUCUAACCACACGCGUCCUCUUCUCAGUAACCCUUCAUCUCCCUUUAACCAAUUUCACUCUUGAUCUCAUUAUCGUCAUCUCGGUCGCCACAUUGUUGAAUAAAUAAACUAUCCUUCCUUUGAAGAUGUCACCGCCUUUUGAUUGGUUGGACAAAUAUUCCUCACACAAAGGAACGCCGGUGGUCGUCAAGAUGGAUAACCCAAAUAACUGGUCAAUGGUCGAGUUACAAGCUCCAUCGGAAGAAGAUUUCUAUCUCAACUCCGGCGAACCAUCCUCCGCCGUCGCCGUCACUUCUAACACCCGCCGAGAGAAGGUUAAGAACAAGAACGCUAAACAACUGACAUGGGUUCUUCUCCUUAAAGCCCAUCGCGCCGCUAACUGUCUUACAUCCUUAGCAUCCGCAAUGCUUGGGGUUGCGGCGGCUAUUCGCCGCCGCGUUGCUUCGGGACGGACUGAUGUUGAAGUCGAGGGAGAAAGAACAACAUCUGGAGGUGGGUCUAGUGAGAAUUUGGCUGUGAAAUCUCGAUUCUUUUUCUGCAUUAAGGUUUUCUUGUUGGUUUCGUUGAUCUUACUUGGGUUUGAGAUUGCUGCUUAUUACAAAGGGUGGCAUUUUGGGACGGGAAACCUGGACUUGCAGUAUCUGUCUCUACUUGAUGUUACAGGGGUGUUUGGUUCGAUCUAUUCUACUUGGUUAAUGAUACGGGUUGAGUAUCUUGCACCAUUUCUUCAACUUCUUACCAAUAUAUGCAUCGUCCUCUUCCUUGUUCAGAGUUGUGACAGGUUGGUUCUCUGUUUGGGUUGUGUAUGGAUCCGUCUUAAUAAAAUCAAACCCAUCGCCAAACAAACACUUGCCGAUCUUGAAUCUGGUCAACUCAGUUUCUUCCCCAUGGUUCUUGUUCAGAUUCCUAUGUGUAACGAGAAAGAGGUUUACCAGCAAUCCAUAGGGGCUGUAUGUAACUUAGAUUGGCCGAAAUCGAAACUUCUGAUUCAAGUUCUUGAUGAUUCUGAUGACAUAACUGCCCAAUUGCUGAUCAAGGAGGAGGUUCAUAAAUGGCAGCGAGAAGGAGCAAAUAUUGUGUACAGACAUAGAAUUCUAAGGGAUGGAUAUAAAGCAGGGAAUCUCAAAUCCGCCAUGAACUGCAGUUCUGUCAAGGACUAUGAAUUCGUCGCCAUCUUUGAUGCUGAUUUUCAACCUAUGCCGGAUUUCCUGAAACAAACCAUCCCUCAUUUUAAGGACAAUGAUGAUUUGGGUCUGGUUCAAGCUCGCUGGUCUUUUGUGAACAAAGAUGAGAAUUUGCUAACGAGAUUGCAGAAUGUCAAUUUAGCUUUCCACUUCGAGGUUGAACAACAAGUUAACGGAAUUUUCCUGAAUUUCUUCGGAUUUAAUGGGACUGCCGGAGUCUGGAGGAUCAAGGCGUUGGAAGAAUCGGGUGGUUGGUUGGAGAGGACUACAGUUGAAGACAUGGAUAUUGCUGUUCGUGCUCAUCUCCAUGGCUGGAAAUUCAUCUUUCUCAAUGACGUUGAGUGCCAAUGUGAAUUGCCGGAAUCAUAUGAAGCUUAUAGGAAACAACAACACAGAUGGCAUUCUGGUCCUAUGCAAUUGUUCAGGCUUUGUUUGCCCGACAUUAUACGAUCAAAGAUUAGUUUAUGGAAAAAGGCGAAUUUGAUCUUUCUGUUUUUCCUCCUGCGAAAGCUUAUACUCCCGUUCUACUCCUUCACACUGUUCUGCAUAAUCCUCCCUAUGACAAUGUUCAUACCCGAAGCCGAGCUACCUGCAUGGGUAGUAUGUUAUGUCCCAGCCAUGAUGUCUUUCCUCAACAUCCUCCCUGCCCCCAAAUCCUUCCCCUUCAUCGUCCCCUAUCUUCUAUUCGAAAACACAAUGUCUGUCACAAAAUUCAACGCCAUGAUCUCUGGUCUCUUCCAGCUUGGGAGCGCUUACGAAUGGGUGGUCACAAAAAAAUCAGGCAGAUCAUCUGAAGGGGAUCUUGUAGGUUUAGUGGAGAAAGAACACAAGCAACAACAACAACAGCAUCAACAUCAGAGGGGAAGCUCUGAGCCCGACUUGAGCGAAAUGAAAGAGGAGAUAAUCAAGCUGCAACAAGUGAAAAAGAAACACAACAGGUUGUAUACAAAGGAACUGGCUUUAUCGUUUCUUCUACUAACUGCAUCCGCUAGGAGUUUGCUGUCAGCUCAAGGCAUCCAUUUCUACUUCUUGUUAUUCCAAGGGAUGUCUUUCCUUUUGGUUGGGUUGGACUUGAUAGGGGAGCAAGUUGAGUAAAAAAAAUGGUUAUCCAUAGAUUGUACAGCUAUUAUUAUCAUCAUAUAUAUUAUACAAGUUUUCGCCAUUUAGCAAUGAUCAGAUGAACGAAACAACAACGAUAUCGACAGUGAUCAUCGUCAUCUCGAAGAUGGUCUCGAAAAUCUAGUAGAGUUGUUAAGGGGAAAUCUUACCACAUUUCAAAGUAUUUGCAUAAGCUUUUCUUUGUUUAGAGAAUUAAAGGAUAAUGAUUUAUCAUCAUCUUGUUGAUGGGAAUUCUUUACUCUUUGGUUUAUUCUUUUGUAA